CCAUAAUUUGUGAGAAAAACUAGAAAGAAAUUUUCUGCUCAAUAAACUACAGAUUUUUCGCACACUGUACAUUUCUUUUUUCAUCUCAAGUUUCUCAGUUGUCUAUGAGCCUGGAUCAAACUUCACACCUACUUACUAAUAGCCCAGCUCCCAUAAAUACGGAAGCAAAAAUAGAAAAGACAAAUCUGGCUCCUAUUUGAAUGUAUGACAAGGCACAUUUCCUGAUUCGUUUUAAUCAAAGAAUAUUCGUGAAUCCUGCUCUAUAAUUUCAAGUCCUAGUGCUCUCACCUUUCCGUAUCCCUUAGUCGAUCGACCAGUCACAUGAUUCAUAUCCUAGACCAUAAAUAGUUGGGACCAAGACGAACUACCAAAAUUACACGGGUCAAUGUAUGACCUUCAAUUCUAUGUUAUAGUCUUUGCUCACCAUAAUGGGUCUAACUAACAUGUUGGAUAAGAGUUCAAAGAACAGAAAGCAAUGGACAUCUUUGCUUUUGUGUUUUUGAGUUCCAAUUUGCUUCUUUUCUCCUUUGUAUCCUCCGAUACUGCUGACAGUAUUACUCAAUCCCAAUCCCUCAGUGAUAGUAAGGGCACAACCUUGGUCUCUAAAGAUGGAGGCUUUGUCCUGGGGUUCUUCAGUCCAGGUAAUCCCAAUAACCGUUACUUGGGAAUUUGGUAUCACAAUAUCCCAAUUAGAACGGUUGUUUGGGUAGCAAACAGGCGUAAUCCAAUCAACGGCUCCUCUGGCUUGUUGAUGGUAAACAACUAUGGUAAACUUGUUCUUCUCAACCAGAAUUCGACUGUUGCUUGGUCGGCAAAUUCGACAAAAGAGGCCAGGAAUCCAAUAGUACAGAUUUUAGAUUCAGGAAAUCUAGUAUUAAGAGAAGAGAAUGAAGAAAACCCAGAAAAUUAUUUGUGGCAGAGCUUUGACUAUCCUUCUGAUACUUGGCUACCAGGGAUGAAGGUUGGAUGGGACUUAAGUACUGGUCUGGAAAGGCGCCUAACUGCGUGGAAGAGUCCAGAAGAUCCAUCUCCAGGAGAACUGAGUUGGGGGAUUGAACUUCAUGAUUACCCUGAGAUAGUCAUGAAGAAAGGCUCCGAUAAGUUCUUCCGGACUGGCCCAUGGAAUGGCCGUGUUUUCAGUGGCGUACCGGAGUUAAGGGCCACCCCGGUUUACAACUUCAGUUUUGUGUACAAGAAGGACGAGGUAUACUUCAUGUUCCACAUGAUUAACACGUCUUUAAUCUCAAGAGCAGUUAUGAAUCAAACUCAGUAUGAGCGCUACAUAUGGGUCGAUGGAAAAUGGAAGCGGUACUUAUAUUUACCAAGAGACAACUGUGAUGCUUACAAUUUAUGUGGGGCUUAUGGAAAUUGCAUCAUUGGUGAGUCACCUGCUUGUCAAUGUAUACAAGGAUUCAAGCCUAAGUCACCAGAUACAUGGAACCCAGACGAGUGGUCUAAGGGAUGUAUACGCAGUACCCAAUUGAGCUGCCAGGAUAAAGAUAAAAUUGGGUUUGACAAGUUUUUUGGGUACAAAUUGCCAGAUACCACAUAUUCUUGGGUGAACCUAAGUAUGAAUCUUGAGGAAUGUAGAGUGAAAUGUAUGAACAACUGUACCUGUAUGGCUUAUUCAAACACGGAUAUUAGAGAUGGAGGAAGUGGCUGCGCCAUGUGGUUUGGGGAUCUAAUUGAUAUUAGACAGAUUACACUUACCGGGCAGGAUGCUAAUAGUCUGCGCCAGGAUGUAUAUAUUCGAAUGCCUGCUUCAGAGAAAGAGGUGAAAGACAAGCAAAAGAUGAAGAUGAUAAUAGUAGUUGUGGUUACCAUUGCCGUAGUUUUGGGGGUGCUCUUGAUUCCCUACUGCAUUUGCAAAAGGACAAACUUAAGAGAAAAAAUGGAAAACAAUGUGAUGAUAGACCAGAACACUGAAGGCCAGAGUGAAGACUUAGAGGUCCCAUUCUUCAACCUAACUACCAUAGCCAUUGCCACUAACAACUUUUCAAAUAAUAACAAGCUUGGUGAAGGGGGUUUUGGAGUCGUAUACAAGGGUACACUAACAGAUGGACAAGAAAUUGCUGUGAAAAGGCUUUCACGAAGUUCUACACAAGGAUUAAAUGAGUUUAAGAAUGAAGUUACGCUGAUUGCCAAAUUGCAACAUCGUAAUCUUGUUAGGCUUUUGGGCUAUUGCAUUGAAGGAGAGGAAAAAAUGCUAAUCUAUGAAUACAUGCCCAAUGGAAGCUUAGACUCCUUCAUUUUUGAUCAAACUAGGGCUAAAGUUUUAGGUUGGUCUAUGCGCUUCAACAUUAUCUGUGGAAUUGCAAAGGGGCUUCUCUAUCUUCAUGAAGAUUCUAGAUUGAGGAUUAUACAUAGAGAUCUCAAAGCAGGUAAUGUUUUACUUGAUAGUAAAAUGAACCCAAAAAUUUCAGAUUUCGGCAUGGCUAGAAUCUUUGGUGGAGAUCAGACUGAAGGAAAUACAAAUAGAGUGGUUGGAACUUAUGGUUAUAUGGCACCUGAAUAUGCCAUUGAUGGUCUAUUUUCAGUAAAAUCUGAUGUAUUUAGCUUUGGAAUAUUGUUGUUGGAGAUAUUAAGUGGAAAGAGAAAUCGAGGAUUUUUCCAUCCAAGCGAUGGUCUAAACCUUGUUGGACAUGCAUGGAAAUUAUGGAAAGAAGGAAAGCCUUUAGAACUGAUUGAUACUUGCUUAAAUGACUCUUGCAUCCUAUUGGAGAUUGUACGUUGCCUCCGCAUCAGCUUCUUAUCUUUGCAACAAAGUCCUGAAGAUCGACCUAACAUGUCAUCAGUAGUUAUGAUGUUGCAUGGUGAGAGUUCAUUACCUGAACCUGGAGAGCCUGCUUCCUUUGUAGGAAAAAGAUCAUCUUCAUCAAGCAAGAACCAAUCAUCUUCAACCAAUGAAAUUACUGUUACUUUAAUAGAGGGUCGAUAGCCAAAUGUCAUAUUAAUUACAUUAUUACAUAUCCUAUUAUUGAUAUUUCUCUUUUACAUUUUGGAAGUUAAACGUAGUUGUAUUCCCCAAGUGUGUGACAUUAGUCUUAUUUGAAUAUUAAAGGCUUAAAAUGGU
This is a messenger RNA of Quercus lobata, 3073 nucleotides long. Its product is annotated as G-type lectin S-receptor-like serine/threonine-protein kinase At4g27290. Gene Ontology annotation, biological process: protein phosphorylation; recognition of pollen. Gene Ontology annotation, molecular function: ATP binding; protein serine/threonine kinase activity. The transcript is spliced from 7 exons. The record is from RefSeq and is a predicted model, not a curated record. Bases 476 to 2938 code for a protein of 820 amino acids. NCBI's taxonomy places the organism in Eukaryota, Viridiplantae, Streptophyta, Magnoliopsida, Fagales, Fagaceae.